Messenger RNA from Dendronephthya gigantea, 1057 nucleotides. Its product is annotated as lymphokine-activated killer T-cell-originated protein kinase-like. Gene Ontology annotation, cellular component: cytoplasm. The coding region runs from base 54 to 1034 and encodes 326 amino acids. The record is from RefSeq and is a predicted model, not a curated record. The transcript has 2 exons. Gene Ontology annotation, molecular function: protein kinase activity; ATP binding. Gene Ontology annotation, biological process: protein phosphorylation; signal transduction. NCBI's taxonomy places the organism in Eukaryota, Metazoa, Cnidaria, Anthozoa, Malacalcyonacea, Nephtheidae.
UAUAAACCAUUUGAAGUAUUUACGUGCAAAUUUAAAAAGUACGAUAGUAAUAAAUGGAUCUGAAAUCUCCAGAAGGUGUUGCACACACUGUUUCCACAAUUAACAUCCCUUCAUCGCCUUUUAUGGCGAAGCUUGGUUGUGGAACAGGUGUAUCAGUCUACAGAUAUAAACGGAGUCCGGAAAAAAAUGGCAAGUACAAUUCACCUUGGGCAAUUAAAAAAAGCAAUAUGAAAGCCAGUGAUAAUAUCAGAGAGAGGUUAGCUGUUGAAGCCAGUGUCUUGAAGCAGAUUGGAAAUCAUCCAUAUAUUGUAGGAUUCCGUGCUUUUACUGGUACAAAAAAAGGAGAACUCUGUCUAGCAAUGGAAGACUGUGAACGUUCCUUAAUGGAUAUGAUUGAAGAAAAAUCUUUCCUUGAAGAAACCUUUACAGCUAACCAGAUUCUGAAAGUUGCUUGGUGCAUUUCUAAUGCCUUGAAGUUUCUGCAUAAUUCGCAUAAACUUUUACAUGGUGAUAUAAAGAGUGCAAAUGUAUUAGUUCGUGGUGAUUUCGACCAAGUGAAGUUGUGUGAUUUUGGAGUUUCAUUGCGUUUGAAAGAAGAUCUCAGUGGCUUGAAAAACAAGGAUGAUAUUUACAUCGGGUCAGAACCGUGGAAACCCAAGGAAGCAUUCAAAUCUGAAGCAAUAACAGAUAAAUCAGAUAUUUAUCCAUUUGGUUUAUUACUAUGGGAAAUGUUGACACUAGCUAUUCCACAUGUAAAUUUGUUAGAUAUGUCAUCAUCGAUUGAUUCCUCUAUGUCAGAGUUGAUUGACACAAGUCAAUCGAUCAAUUCUUUUGUUGAAGAUAAUGAAGAAUACUUAAAUGCUCUUGGAACAAGACCAUCAAUUCCAAAUGACUUCAUAAUGAAAGAUGAAUUCAUGCCAGUUGUUGCUCUGUUCCACUGUUGUACUGAUGAAGAUCCAAAAAACAGGCCAAGUGCAGCAACUAUUGUUGCCUCACUUGAACCAAUCAUUAAAAAGAUGGGAAUAACUCCUUAGCAUGACUAAUAUGACCUGUAUAA